UUGCAGGCAAACCGAAGUUGUCUACGAGGUGGUCGAGGACAGAUUCGCCAUAGAUGCCACCUGAUAACUCAUGACACCUGUUCCUGCAACUCACCAAACGGUCAGAGCGCAAUCAGACUGUUGAUAUUUAAGGUAGGCUACUUCGAUGUACGCCUAAGGCAGCUGAGCCAUAUCAAAGUCCUAUCCCCGAAAGUGCCACUGAAAUCGCAGCCAGGAAUGUUGAGCAGUCUUGCACAACCUUUACUAAACACGGAACCAUCUGAAGACUUCGAUCUUUGUGGUUUACCUAAGGCCGCCAAAGAUACAUUCAUCGAAAAGAGGAACAUCAAGCAGUUGUACGGUGACGCAUUCUAUCAAUUCGUCCUCCCUACAUCUAAUGUUUGCUGUAUAGACUGGCAGAAAGAAUGUCUUUCCGAUCAUCGGAUUCAGCGUGGUUCCAACUGCAUCGUGUCGUUGCCUACGGGAGCUGGGAAAACCUUGAUUGCUGAGGUUUUGAUGAUACGCGAAGCUAUAGUGAAUAAAAGAAGUUCAAUUCUGGUUCUGCCUUAUGUCGCCAUUGUGCAGGAAAAGAUUACCUCCUUAUCUGUUUUCGAGGAAACGUUCGGAAUUCGCAUAGAAGAAUAUGCGGCCAAUAAGGGUAGAAUCCCACCUAUAAAAAGAAGAAAGGAAGUGUCCAUAUAUGUGGCAACCAUAGAAAAGGCGAAUACUCUCAUAAACUCUUUGAUAGAAACUGGAGAACUGGAUCGCAUCGGUCUCGUAGUAGUUGACGAGCUUCACAUGAUUGGGGAUGGUAGCCGUGGUACAAUCAUUGAACAGCUGCUCUGUAAAUAUUUGACUAAGGGUUUCGGUCAAAUUAUCGGAAUGUCAGCAACGCUGUCGAAUAUUAGCGAACUAGCUGGCUUUCUUCGCGCACAUGUCUAUUCAACCUCAUUUCGACCGGUCGAGUUGCACGAGUACGUACGAAUUGAGCAAAAUAUGUGGAAAAUAAACUCUGAUGGCGAACUUGAGCACAAUGCGGUUUUACCGGCUAAUCGAUUGUCGAAAGCUGACCCAGAUGGAUUGUGUCAACUACUGAUUGGGGUGAUUCCAAGGCGAUCUGUUUUGAUUUUCUGUCCCACCAAAAAAAGCUGUGAAAGUGUAGCGCUGAUGGUGGCGCGAUGUGUUCCUGAGGAUGUGCGUAAACGACGAAUUGAUGAAAGGAAGAAAGUUCUUGAAUCGAUGAAGGAAGACUGUGAGGGACUGAUAUCGUCAGCAUUGGAAAACACGAUACUAGCAGGAGUAGCUUAUCAUCACUCAGGACUGACGCAUGAAGAAAGGAAACAUAUUGAAGCUGCUUACAGUGAUGGUGUGAUUUGUGUUGUUUGUGCUACUUCAACGUUAGCCGCUGGUGUUAACAUGCCAGCGAGAAGAGUAAUUAUAAAGGCUCCCUUGGUCGGAUGUGCUCCUCUGGGCAAAGCGCAGUAUAUGCAGAUGGUUGGACGAGCUGGCAGAGCCGGAUUUGACCAAAAAGGCGAUAGUAUUACAAUUGUUCGACCUGGUCUCGAGGAGAGGCAGGUCGUCAAAUAUUAA
Haemonchus placei is the source of this 1569-nucleotide messenger RNA. NCBI's taxonomy places the organism in Eukaryota, Metazoa, Nematoda, Chromadorea, Rhabditida, Trichostrongylidae. The record is from the annotation of a GenBank genome assembly.